This is a messenger RNA of Pygoscelis adeliae (Adelie penguin), 2402 nucleotides long. It is a transcript of the gene NANP, whose product is annotated as N-acetylneuraminic acid phosphatase. The record is from RefSeq and is a predicted model, not a curated record. The transcript has a single exon. The coding region runs from base 1 to 798 and encodes 265 amino acids. NCBI's taxonomy places the organism in Eukaryota, Metazoa, Chordata, Aves, Sphenisciformes, Spheniscidae.
AUGCCGUUAACGGACGCGGCGCGGCGCUGGGAGUUGAGGGGGUUGCGCGGCGCCGGGCUCGGUGCGUGUAGCCCACUGACAAGGGCCUCUUGUCCGUUAAAGGUGAUAAAUGCCCUGCAGUCGAAGCACCACUACGGCGAGGGAGAAGCCCGUGUGAUUUGCGACAAGGUCCAGGCCAAGCUUCUCAAGGAGUGUCGCGAUCCCGCCAAGAUGUGCAUCACCGACCUGCGGAUUUCGCACUGGGAGGAGGCGAUCCAAGAGACGAUCGGCGGGGAGGUGAACCGAAACCUGGCCGCCGAGUGCUAUUUCCUGUGGAAAACGACCCGCCUCCAGCACCUCACCCUGGCCGAGGACACGCGGGGCAUGCUCACCGAGCUGCGGAAAGGGGUCCGCUUGCUGCUCUUGACUAACGGCGACAAACAGACGCAGAGGGAGAAGAUCGAAGCGUGCGCCUGUCAGCCCUACUUCGAUGCCAUCGUUGUGGGAGGAGAGCAGAAAGAAGAGAAGCCGGCGCCAUCCAUAUUUCAUUACUGUUGCGAUCUCCUGGGGGUGCAGCCUGCAGAGUGUGUUAUGGUCGGUGACUCUCUAGAUACAGAUAUUCAAGGAGGCCUGAAUGCCGGCUUGAAAGCAACUGUCUGGUUAAACAAAGCAAUGACUGCUCCGGUGGAUACCUCCCCAGUACCUCAUUAUAUUAUUUCUUCUGUUCUGGAUCUGCCAGCAGUUUUACAGAAGAUGGAGCGCAAAAUUAAUGCUAAGUUAGGAACUGACCAUAUGGCUAGCAGUCAUGAAGCACACUGAUGGUUCCAGUCUACAGUCGGAGAUGUGCUGAGCUGUUAGGUGACUCAUGCUCUUUCAAAAAAUUUGACCCUAGGAUUUCGAACUCAUGUACGGUAUGCUUUCUUAAACAGCAGAUGGAUGAAUAAGAGCACAGUUGUCAGUGAAAGCAGGAUGGAAACAAAGAAUUAGAUUAAUUUAAAAGAUGCGAGUGCAGUUAAUUUAAAACAGCUGCCUGCCUCUGGAAAUUAGUUUGACAGGCUGUGGCUAAAGUCUAUCUGUCUCUGACCUAAGCUGCCAGUCUCUUGUUUUUAUAGUGGAAAAGGAAAUGUGAAUGUUUUGAUCUUUCACAUGCUUUGCUGACUUGUCAGUUUAGCAGAAGCUUCGGCUCAAACCUUGUUUGCAGUGUGUAAAAAAAAAAAAGUGUGGUACAAUCUGGUAAAUCUUCACAACUGAUGUGCGGUUUAUCUCAGGAACUGGAGUGAAUUUUGCUGUUUCUAAAACCAGAAUUUAUUGACAAAAUCUAUUAUGUGUCAGACCAUUAGAAAAUGCUCUAACUUUGAUCUUUUUUCAAGUUUUCAAGUUUUAGAAUUUUUUUCAGACUUUGCAGUGACUUCUCUUUUACGGAAUCUGUACCUCUUGCCAAAAGUACUUAAACGUACAUUAAAAAAUUGCAUUUGUAUAGGGGACCAUUUAUCAGAGGGACCUGAUGGAUAAGUUUUUACUUUAUAUUAUCUUGGUGCUUAUGCGGGUAUGCAGUAUACUUGUAAUUCAGAUUAUGAUUUUUAUUGGAAUGUAAUUGAUAAAACAGGGAUAUUUUCAAUGGUUUUACUGUACUGUCAAACUCUUUAAAAGCUAAUAUUGUUUUGUCUGAUUUUAUUAGUGAAUUUUGAUCAGACUUUUUGGAGAAACUGUUCUUGGUCUUGCUCAGGUGUAUGGCUACUCAGAUUCAACUGCAGGAUCAGUCAUGCUUUUUUUGACUGUUUUAAUGGCACUGCUAUACAAUCCCUCCUUACUCCAGUUUCUACAUGUAUUUCAUGUGAUUUACUCUGGAGAAAAUAUGAGCUAGUUGUUUGUAAAUGGCUUUCAUGACUCUUCCAGGAAAUUGGAAAAUUAUAUCAUAUGUAUUACUGUACUGUGCACAACAUAUAUGCAUAUAAUGUGUAUGUGCUAUUUCCACUAGAUGCAGGAGAUGACUCUCUGAAACACUGAGCUUUCUCUUUCCCAGAUCAUUAUCUUAAUAAUUUAAUUUUUCUGUACUUCAUAUUAUAUAAUGGGAAAGUUCACAUAUUAAAUGGAAAUGUAAACACUUGUUGGAAAACCUGUGUUUUUCAAAACCUAUUUGCUGUAUAUACACUGGGCUGCAUAUCUGACCAUAUAUGAGCAGUCAAAUUUUGUACUUUAGAAUAAAUCCAUGACAGAUCUUUUGAGAACAGGGAUAUUGAGGUGCUGGCAGAAGAGUGCCUGGCAUGUGGGCAGGAAUAAAAGAUCAGCAAAAAGUACAGAAACCACCAGGAAAUGGGUGUGUAGAAGGAAUCCUAUAUACAAGAAAGGUUCCUUUGUUUAAUUUGACAUGAAUUUAAGUUAAUGUAGUUAAGUCUUGCAUAGGAUGACAGAUUCAGUUUAGA